This is a messenger RNA of Carcharodon carcharias (great white shark), 1216 nucleotides long. RefSeq names its product fructose-1,6-bisphosphatase isozyme 2-like. NCBI's taxonomy places the organism in Eukaryota, Metazoa, Chordata, Chondrichthyes, Lamniformes, Lamnidae. Gene Ontology annotation, cellular component: cytosol; cytoplasm. The record is from RefSeq and is a predicted model, not a curated record. The transcript is spliced from 7 exons. Gene Ontology annotation, molecular function: fructose 1,6-bisphosphate 1-phosphatase activity. Bases 21 to 1040 code for a protein of 339 amino acids. Gene Ontology annotation, biological process: fructose metabolic process; sucrose biosynthetic process; gluconeogenesis.
GAGAAAGAAAUUCAGCCACAAUGUCGGACCAGUCGCCUUUCGAUACCGAUGUCCAAACAAUGACUCGAUUUGUCAUGGAACAAGGAAGGAAAGCCAAAGGGACGGGGGAAUUCACUCAGCUCCUAAAUUCCCUGUUAACUGCAAUCAAGGCUAUCUCCUGCGCAGUGAGAAAAGCAGGCCUGGCCCAUUUGUAUGGAAUUGCAGGCACUGUGAAUGUGACUGGAGAUGAAGUCAAGAAAUUGGAUGUCCUGUCUAAUGACCUCAUGAUUAAUCUGUUAAAAUCAUCCUACAGCACUUCUGUGCUAGUGACGGAGGAGAAUAAAGAUGCUGUAAUUGUGGAGCCUGAGAAAACUGGUAAAUAUGUGGUUUGUUUUGAUCCAUUGGACGGUUCUUCUAACAUCGACUGCUUGGUAUCUAUCGGAACUAUUUUUGGCAUUUUCAGGAAUGAUGCUGCCGAGCCGCCUUCUGAAAAUCUUGCUCUUCGACCAGGGAGAGACUUGGUAGCUGCUGGCUAUGCACUCUAUGGCAGCGCUACUCUAGUAGCGCUCUCCACGGGACAUGGUGUCAAUUUCUUCAUGUUGGACCCAGCUUUAGGUGAAUUUAUUCUUGUGGAAAGGAAUGUGAAAAUAAAGAAGAAGGGAAGUAUAUACAGUCUGAAUGAGGGUUAUGCCAAACACUUCGAUCCUGCACUCACAGAAUAUAUCCAAAAGAAAAAAUUCCCUGAGGAUGGUUCUGCUCCAUACAGUUCAAGAUAUGUAGGAUCUAUGGUGGCAGAUGUUCAUCGUACAUUGAAAUAUGGAGGAAUCUUCAUGUAUCCUGCCAACAAAAAAAGUCCAAAAGGAAAGCUUCGUCUUCUGUAUGAAUGCAACCCAAUGGCCUUCAUAAUGGAACAGGCUGGUGGAAAAGCCACUACAGGAACCCAGCCAGUACUUGAUGUGAAGCCAGAAUACAUUCAUCAGCGUGUUCCACUCAUUAUGGGAUCACCUGAUGAUGUUGAUGAGUUCCUUUCCCUUGUAAAGAAACAUCAAGCUAGUGCGUGACCUCUCAAACCCCUAUAAUGUGCAAACCUAAUGACUGUACAAGAAACAAUAUUAACAGAUAGGUGUAUGGGAUUUAAAUGAAGAGACUGUGCUCAGCACAAGGUUGUAAACUGUAUGAAAACUCCAUUUGAAGUAGAUGGCAAAGCAUAUUAAAUUUUCAUUGUUGUUUGGUUCGA